Messenger RNA from Alosa alosa (allis shad), 448 nucleotides. Its product is annotated as histone H2A-like. The record is from RefSeq and is a predicted model, not a curated record. Gene Ontology annotation, molecular function: protein heterodimerization activity; DNA binding; structural constituent of chromatin. Gene Ontology annotation, cellular component: nucleosome. The transcript has a single exon. Lineage: Eukaryota; Metazoa; Chordata; Actinopteri; Clupeiformes; Clupeidae. Bases 19 to 396 code for a protein of 125 amino acids.
CUCAACAUCUACUAAAAAAUGAGCGGAAGAGGCAAAACCGGCGGCAAGGCCAGAGCAAAGGCCAAGACUCGUUCAUCCAGAGCUGGACUUCAGUUCCCCGUGGGCCGUGUGCACAGACUGCUGCGUAAAGGCAAUUAUGCUCAGCGUGUUGGCGCCGGUGCACCGGUCUACUUGGCUGCUGUGCUCGAGUAUCUGACUGCUGAAAUCCUGGAGUUGGCUGGCAACGCUGCCCGUGACAACAAGAAGACCCGUAUUAUUCCCCGCCAUCUGCAGCUGGCUGUGCGCAACGACGAAGAGUUAAACAAACUGCUCGGCGGAGUGACCAUCGCUCAGGGUGGUGUACUGCCCAACAUCCAGGCUGUACUGCUACCCAAGAAGACUGAGAAGUCAAAGUAAACCUGCUCCUUCUAAGUCUCUGAAAUAAAGGCUCUUUUAAGGGCCACCCAAA